AUGGCUCACACGACGGCCAGGAGCCUGCUAGAGCUCGUUAAACAUCACGGUGUUGUGCGAGAGGCGCACCUCGCGGAGCUGCUCGCCUCCGAAACGGGCGGCAGGCCCGAGGUGGACCGUGCCGAGGAAUGCGCCGCUCGAAGGGGCCUCUCUAGGGUGCUGGCCUGCAUCCAAGGAUGCGAUGAGGACGCACUGAUCCGGAUCAUGGGCAGCGGCGGCAAGGGUGGAGGCCCUCCUGUGCCGCGCGUGAUGGUGCUGGCCCUGCUGCACCUUGCCGCCCAGCUGCAGCACCAGAAUGGCCACAGCACAUUUGGCGCGCUCGCCGCGCACAGUCCCUUCAUGGCAGCAUUCGAGGCCGAGAUGCAUAGCGCCCGGCGCCUCGUGGCUGGCGCCCACAAAGAGCUGCUGGCGCGCCUCGCGGACCUCGGCCGGCAGCUGCCCCCCACAGUCAGCGCCGCGGUCACGUGCGCGCCGCCGAGCAGCACGGUAGCGGCGGAGGUCGCGGCCUGCGCCGCCCUGCGCGCCGCUGCUGACAGGGCGGCCUCUGACCUGGUGGCCCUGGACGACCUCACACGCAGCGCCGUGCAGUCCAUGGCGCGCCUGGCAGCAGCAUACGAUAACGCACUGCUAGGGGCGGCAGCGGCCACGGCCCACAUGUGCAGGGACAGCGGGGAGGACGGCGAUGCAGCCUCGCCUUGUAGCUGGCAGCAGCAGAGACAGCAGCAGAGGCAGCCUUGGUGGCGGCGGUGGCAGCAGCCGAGGCAGAGGCAGGAGGGGAGCGGCAUGCUGGACGGCGCACCUGUGACUGCAGUGGUGUCGCAUUCUGCUCCUGGUCAGCAGGGCAAGUACGUUGCAGGCGUGGCCCCAGACGUCUACCACCAGGCCGCACACAGAAUCAUCACAGGGGGCGGUGCUGCUGCGUCAGAGCCAGCGCUCUGGGCGCUCUCCGCACUGCACGCCCGCAUCCGCCACCGCGAAGCUGCGGCGCUGGAGGCCGCUGCUGCCGGGGUCGACGGGAGCGGCCAAUCGGCGGAGCCUGCAAGCACGACGGGCGCAGCGGAGUGGAAGGCCCCGGACAAGUUCACGCGCUCCACCACCAAGUACUGGGUGCGCCCUGCCCACGUGCUGCGCGUCAAGGCGGCCCUCUGCCGCCACCUGCCACUCCUGGUCUACGGCGCCAAGUCACCGGUACACCAGGGAGACAUUGACAGCCCUGCGGCCAUCCAGGCUGGCGCCGGCGCCGGCAGCACCCUGGUGUCCUCAGUGUACUUUGACUCUGAGGGGCUGGCCUCGUACCACGCUCGCCUCGCCAAGGAGGACGGGGCACGCGCUGUGCGCAUGAGGUGGUACGGGCCGCGCCGCCCAAAUGAUGGCGGCCAGACCGUGUUUGUGGAGCGCAAGACUCACCGCGAGCCCUGGACGGGGGAGCGCAGCGUCAAGGAGCGUGCGUCGCUGCGCCAGGAGCAGGUGGCACCCUUCCUGUGUGGCGCCCUGUCUCCCUGUGACCUGGGCAAGGGGUCCAAGGCCCAGCUGCUGACAGAGGUGCAGCAGCACCUAGCACGGCUGGAGCAGGGCCCGUCUGUGCGGACCGAGUAUGUGCGCAGUGCGUGGCAGGCGUACGACAGCGCUGCUGUGCGCGUGUCCCUGGACGACCACAUGCUGCUGCUGAGGGAGAGGGGGGCUCACAAGGCACCCGGGGACUGGUGCGCCGCGCUGGAGACUGCUGGUGCCCUGCCCGGCGGGGAUGCGGUGCGCUUCCCCUACAGCGUCCUGGAGAUCAAGCUCGCCUCAGACAUCAAGCCAGCCUGGAUCAACGAGCUGCUGGCCAGUGGUCUGCUGGUGGAGGUGCCCCGCUUCUCAAAGUUCCUACACGGGUCUGCGCUGCUGUUCCCCGCGGCCUGCGCCACCACGCCCCCCUGGUUCCUGCCUGACGAGCUGGACUGCGGCCGCUUCACGCCCGCCACGGCCAAUGAGAUGGAGGUCCGGGGGGGCUGCCCGCGGUGCUGGGUCGGCUGCGAUGGCGGGGAGGCCGAGGCCAUCCCACCCCCUCCAUGGCUGGUGCUGCCGGGCUCCUCCGGGGCCCCCUUGGGCCCAAGCAGCGCCCUACUGUCCGCCUCCACCGGGAACGACGUGCGUCUGGGACCACUGUCCCUGCACAGCCGCCUCAAGAUCUUUGUGCGCCGCGGGCGGCCUGCACCAGCUGCUGCCCCUGGCGCCAGCCUGUCCAGCUUCACUAUCCAGGCCGCCUCCAACGGGUUCAGCGGCCGCACUGCCACCAGCUGCGGCAGCCUCGACCACCUGGUGCUGCCAAUACUGGGGCCAGAGGACAAGGAGGAGGGCGCCAGCGCUGACGCAGCACAGCCUGCGGGCCCGUUGGAGGUGGCAGCCUUUUCUGGGGGCGCAGCGUCGCAGCAGCUGCAGCUGGCAGGUCAGGGGGGCCUGCAGGGUGCACAGCAGGCCAUCCCAGGGGCUGUUGGGGCCGCGCCGCAGCAGCAGGAGGGGAGUGCCGCACCGGCCUCUGUGGCGAUCAGCAUUGAAGAGCUCAUGGCAGAGAUGCCACUGCUGUCCCCCAACAGCGGCAGCCGCGGCGGCAGAAGAGGCCUGGAGUCUGCUGGCACCAACGGGCUCAUGUGUGGCGACACAGCGUCAGCCGGCGAGCACGGUGGGCGAGACCAGGCGCCGGCCGCUGUUACCACCGCAGCCGCCAAGCAGCAAGCGGUGGUGGCAGCGUCGGCCUCAAAGGGGGCGUGUGAAGCGGACGAGAGGCUCAGCACCAGCAGCGGCGGCACAUCCGGGGACGUGCGCGGCGGCGGCCGCGGCGCCCGGCUGCUGCGCGGGGCGCGCGUCAUGAUCGCACGGAAGACGCGCCUCCUGGGCGGCCGGCGUGGCGGCGGCGGUGCUGCAGGGGCUGCAGGGGUUGGUGCGCUUUGCGCUCCCGUGUCUGGCAACCAGCGCGAGCCGAACAACAGCACCGCCGCACGCGGAUCCAACGACCACCUGCAAGGCUUCACGGGCAAGACGCCGCGCUCUCAGCAGCUGGUGCGCGCACGCAUCGAGCCCAAGACCUUCUUCGCCAACGAGCGCACCUUCCUGCAGUGGCUCAACAUCAGCGUGCUGGUGGCCAUGACGGGGCUGGGCCUGCUGACGGGGUCCUCAGUCAUGGACGCGUCAACGGGCUCCUGCUGGGACAGCGCCCUCUGCAGGGCCAGCAGGGUCUCUGGUGCGGCCAUUGCCCCCACCAGUGUGGUGAUGAUGGGCUAUGCGCUGUACAUCUACAAGAAGAGGGCGGCACAGAUACUCGCCAGGGAGGCGGUGCGCUACGACGACCGCUACGGCCCUGCGGCUCUGACAGUGCUGCUGCUGGUGGUGGUCACGCUGGCCAUCGUGCUGUCGGCCUCCUCCCUUGGAGGGUGGGGGACGCCCGGCGGCGGCGGGGCAGGCGGCGGGGAUCACGCAGUGACAGGGCACGGCAGCGCUGGCGGAGGCCUGGGUGCGCCGAAAAGCCUGGCGGGCUGA
Molecule: messenger RNA, 3516 nt
Organism: Monoraphidium neglectum
Lineage: Eukaryota; Viridiplantae; Chlorophyta; Chlorophyceae; Sphaeropleales; Selenastraceae
Product: Vacuolar transporter chaperone 2
Exons: 17
Coding region: 1-3516 (1171 amino acids)
Source: RefSeq, a predicted model, not a curated record